Messenger RNA from Cyprinus carpio (common carp), 4559 nucleotides. It is a transcript of the gene pvrl2l, whose product is annotated as PVR cell adhesion molecule related 2 like. Lineage: Eukaryota; Metazoa; Chordata; Actinopteri; Cypriniformes; Cyprinidae. The record is from RefSeq and is a predicted model, not a curated record.
CUCUCCACGGCGUGACGCGACGAUGACAUCAUAGCAAUUCCAUCGGUCGCGCUCUCGAGCUCCAGACAGAACAGAAGAAGUGAGCGCGUCGCGAGGCAGAGGACUCAACAGCGUUCGGCACAAUAACAUACCUGUGCACACUCCGGGCUUUACUAGCAGUUGGAGCGGACUGAGAUCGCGAUCUGACGAGCCUCAACAACACAGCGCCAUACAAUCUUUCGCAAAGUGAAAGAUUUUAUGCUAAAGUUUCCAGGAUUUGUUUAACCUCGCGCGGACGAGAGCGGAAUGAGCGACUUUACGAUGAUAAACUGUUGCCUGAUUCUCUGCGCGUGUCUUCUGUCCAGCCAAGCGGUCUGGAGUCAACGUGUUCGAGUGGAACCCGAGGUCACUGCGUAUCCAAAUGGAUCUGUCAAUCUGCGCUGUGAGUUCAGCGACAGCGGAAGCACCAAACUCACACAGGUUUCCUGGAUGUUUGAGCGUGUGGAGGGUGAUAGGCACAACAUUGCUGUGUUCCACCCUCUAUAUGGAGCCAGUUUCCCUAAUAAAGACUUUGAUGGCCGAGUAUCGUUCACUCGGGGCUCCCUGGAGAACCCCUCCAUUAGGAUCGACAAACUGAGGAUGGCUGAUGCUGGCAGGUACAUCUGCGAGUACGCCACUUACCCCAGUGGAAACGAGCAGGGGACUACCACUCUUAUCAUGCUGGCCAAACCCAAAAACUCUGCUAUCGCCAUCCCGGUGCAAGCCGGCUCUUCUGAGGUGGUCGUGGCCAGGUGUGAAGCAGCCCAAGGAAAACCAGAGGCAACAAUCUCCUGGAUCACAGCCAUUGCUGGCCGCUAUAACCACACCUCAGUGCCCGAGAUGGACGGGACGGUCACUGUGAAGAGCGAGUAUCGGAUGAUCCCGACACCUUCUGAAAACGGAAAAGAAAUCACCUGCCUGGUGAAUCAGAGGACGCAGAUCGAACCCAAAUCCUUCCCGCUGAAGCUGGUGGUGGAGUAUCCACCCACUGUGACAAUAGAAGGGUAUGACAAUAACUGGUAUAUGGGUCGGACUGAUGCCGUUUUGACCUGCCAAGCUGAUGCCAAUCCAGCACCCACUAAUGUUACCUGGAGAGCGCUGUCGGGUCAGUUGCCGCCUUCGGUACGAGUGGAUCAAAACCGGCUGCUGGUGAGGAAGGUGGACGAAACGGUGAACACCACUUUUGUGUGCGAGGCGAAGAACAGUCUGGGCUCUGGCAAGAAAGAGCUGGUUGCCAUGGUCAUCGAGUCGACUGAAGACCCGUCCAGUGCUGGCAUGGUGGCCGGAGCCAUUCUGGGAAGCUUCUUGGCGCUCGUUUUGGUCAGCGCAUUGGUCGCGGUGUUAGUGAUUAGAAGUCGCCGCCAUCAGCACGGAUAUUCGGGCGAUGGUGAGCAGGGCGCUUAUGGCAACAAAACCCGUCUUUUUGGAGGCAAGAAAGCUAGUAAGAACGGCGCGGGAGCCAACAACAAUGGGCCGAUCUACACGUACCGUGAAAGCGAGCCAGGUGCCCUGACGGAGAAAUGCAAUGAGUUCCCGCGCAUGACCGGAAGCACGCCAACUGCCCAUGACAUCCUGCUGAGCGGCGAGAUGAACGAUGCUGAGCGCAGGAAGUUUGACGCUCUCAACGACAGCCUGGAGGAUGAAGAAGAGGACGAAAGGUAUGACCAUUUCAGAGGACUGCCGCCCAGCUACCAAAUCCACCGGCACGAAGACGAGUGCACACCUUAUCUGGACGAUGACAUGGAGUCCCAGCGAGACGGGUCCAUCAUCUCCCGGACUGCCAUUUACGUCUAGAGGAAGAAGAUAAUACACCUGACUGAUAUUUACUUGACCUUUUAAAACAAAAAGACGGAAACUUGCCAUCUGAGGAGCGGAACAGAACAGUUAAUGUCACAUCUGUAGACAAAAGCACUAAUUAUCAAACCGAAAACACAAAUUAAUGCUACUCUCCUCACAAUGUGUACUUUUAAUGCAUAAUACUGACUAAAAAUAAGAGUUAAUUGGUUGUUGUGUAACUGUAACUUGUUAACGCCCAUUCUAGCCAGAAUCCAUCUUUCGUGGUUGAUUCACUCCCAUCAGCACAAUAUCAAGUAAGCUUUUUGAAGUGAAAAGAAAGCCUUGUGAUUAAGCAUACAGGAUUGUCAAUGCUACAUCGCACGAGUGGCGCAGCAAGCUGUGACCUAGAAGCUAAGGCCGCUCUCCCAGGUUGCAUACCACAGGCUUCUUUUAUCAAAUCCCGGGAAUGUUGUCUUCGAGAACAGCUGGAUGUUUUGUCAAUGAAACCAAAAACAGGCAACGCAACGCUUGCUCCAGCAUCUGGAUCAUUGAUCUGUGGCACCGAUCGACUCCAGCUGUGAACGCUUUUAACUUUCCCCCACUAUUUCUUAGCUCUCGUUUAUUAAUUGGAUGUCUUGUUACACUAAAGGAAUUUUCUGAAUGACUCGAGGGGUUCUAGGCAGAGGCGUAAUAGUGUUUUUUUUUUUUUUCUCCGUUCUCUCCUGUCAACCUCUGCAGAACGGUUUGUUCUGGGCCAUGUUUAAUUCAGAAGAGUGUUGUGCAUUAGCCGCGUGCAUUUUUGGCUGAUGCAUGUUUUUCCCAACCCCUGAUUAAUCCAGUUAUAUCAAAACCAUAAAACGCAACAUCUAAAAACUGCAGACAGGAGCACGACUAGCUUCAGCAUGAAUCCUUCCAGGAGGAAAUAGGCUUGGAGUCUACUGCAUCUUCACUAAAACAGAUUAAGUAGAUUAAUGCACAUCGUAGAUUGGCGGCAAAGGCUGGGCCUUGAGAGAAACACAACUGAUGUGCCUUUGAGUGUGGGAUUAUGUGGACGGCGGAGCGCUUUACGGACCUCAGCGGGGAGCGAUAAGCCAGGCGGCAUAUGCUGCCCAGUUCAACGGAGUCCACGGUGUUGAAACGCUGCCAGCUGUGAAAAAAGGUCAAGGGGCGAAGCGCUCUCACCGUAUGUUCGGCAGCAAGAUUAGGCCACUCGCUUUACCGAGUCCCUUUAGAGCCUUUCAACGCUUUGUUUUGAAGCCUCGCACAUAAGCCAACUUUUUUUUUAACUACAAAAAAAGACAUUUCGGACAACUAUGUGUGUGUAACAAUGUGCAUCCAGAUGUGGAUUCAUUUGUCUCUGGGUUGUUGGCGAGCACGUGCUUUGCAUAAUAUCAUGCCGCUUGUAUGAACGCUUCGGCAGUGCUUUAAAUUACUUGAGCCAUGACUCAUUCAUCCUUGGUUUCACAGCAUCGAGCCUUCGGUGGAGGGAGGUUAGAGCGAUAAUGACAAAGGAGCAACACACUCACCGAUGCGACGCUACCCAGACAGAAUGGCAUAUCCAGCAAAGCAGAUAUAGCAUGAGUAAUUUGGAGAUUAUACUAUCUGGACCCAGUGACUGUAAAGGCGGUUGUUACUCUAGCCUACAGUGUUCACCCACGCUGCAGACUUGCAAGGCUGUUAAUUUUUAUCCUCCCUCCCUAAAGCUAUUCAAGUUGCAUCACUGCACUGAAAAAUAAGGAUGGCAAAGCUACUUUUUUGAGAGCUGCUCAGGCCUUGAAAUAUUCAGGCUGAUAACGACGACAAAAAUGAAGUGGAGAGAGAAAAUAGGGAACUUGUUGUGCCAGUGAAUAUUGUGCUGUUAGCAGUAGCAAAGGUAUUAACUUCACCUGUUUAGUAUGAAUGUGGAGUCAAUGUCAGGCAGAUUCAUGCAUUCAGAGAGCCCUGUGAUGUAUUGUGAGUAACUGUGCUGAACGUUUGACUUUAAAAUGCUGUUCGAGACUUGAGAAUACUGAAAGAGCAAUGCUGCCAAAUCAAGUUUUCACAACUUUUAGUAUUAGUGUUUUAAUAGAAUCUUUUGUUGAAUUUCUCUGAAUGUUAUUAUAGAAUAUUAGUGUUAAGGGUUACAUAGCGAUGCCAUGUUCUCAUUCACACAAUCCCAAGGCUGCAUAUUAAUGCAUAUUAUCUGCAUAGAUUAAUUACUGAAAUAAUUGGGCAAAACUCACUCAGAAUAUGACUGGGUCACAUUUUACUGCAGAAUCAGAAAAUAAUUAAGGAACUUUAUUUUGCAUAAAGAAUCUUGUGUUUUAUUAUGGGGAUUUAAAUUUUAAGAAGCAAUUAUAGUACAAUAAAGCGUGUGUUUAAUAAAGCCAUAAUGCAAAAUAGGCCCCAUUAACUUUAUGUAACGGGAUUUAGCAGAUUUUUUAUUUUGGAGUGAAAUAUGACCUGGACUUCACCUGGCAAUAUUUGGAGAUGAAAGAUACCAUCUAUCCACAUGUUCUCAAUAAUAUGAAACAAAAACACAUGUUUUGAUAAGUUGAUGUAAGUGCCUUCUGGGAUGUGUUUUUAGGGUUGGAGGCUCGCCGCUAUUCAUGCGAUGUUGAAAUCCUAUAUAUUGUAAAUUAAUGCCAGACUUAAAGACUGCAAUCAACAAUAUUAAUAAAAGAAGAAAAACAAGACCACCUGAGCAACGGCAAAUUGUCCCCAUGUGAUGCUUCUUAAUUGCUCCACAUUAUGGGGCAAGUCAUUAUUAACUCGUCAGCUGUGGA